CGCACGCGGGCAGGGAGAGAGGGAGACAGUCUCCGCAGCGUCUUUCGCUGCGCUUCAGUUUGGAAUUUUGCGCUCGUCGGGUCGCGCUUCACGCCGGGCUCGCCUGCCGGAGCUGCGCGGCCGCCCCGCUUCCUGAACCGGAUAAUCAGACUAAUUGGCUAAAUAUCCACUGAAUUUCCGUCGAGCACCCCCUCAACACCCCCUCCUCUAAUCACACUGUCAUGAUUCCCUUCUUCCCUGCUGCUGUUUGAAAGUGACCGGCUGCAGGUGUCUCUCAUUUGCGAGGACUGACACUAUGUGAUUUGUCCACGGACGCCGCGUUUCCCCCUCUUUUACUUCGGAGAAAGUGGACUAUUUCACAGCUGGAAUUCCCUCAUCUCCAAGCAGUUUGUUUGUCUCCGUGGACCUGCGCGCAUUCUCAUACACCGUGAUGGUGUGGGGCCAUCACAGCUGAGCAGAGUGGAUCCUCUCGUCUGGAAACUGCUUGUGGGACUGGUUAAAAAAGAAAAAUGAAAGCUUCCAUCCCUCAUCUGAUCUUGCUUCACGCAGCUGUGGUUCAGUGCCUGAAGGUGGUGUCAAAGAGAGGCUCAGUGGAGGGUUGUACAGAUUGGUCGGUGGACUACUUGAAGUACAAGGUCCUCCUCGGGGAACCCGUCCGGGUCAAAUGCGCACUAUUCUAUGGAUAUAUCCGGGCCAACUACAGCCAUGCGCAGAGCACGGGACUCAGCCUGAUGUGGUACAAAAGUGCCGGACAUGGGGACUUUGAGGAACCUAUCAGUUUUGAUGGUGCAAGGAUGAGCAAGGAGGAGGACUCCAUAUGGUUCCGGCCGGCGGAGCUGGAAGAUGUGGGAUACUACUCCUGCGUCUUAAGGAACUCGACGUACUGCAUGAAGGUGUCCAUGUCCCUCACGGUGGCGGAGAACGACACCGAGCUUUGCUACAACUCCAAAAUGAGGUUCUACGAGAAGGCAGAGCUCAGCAAAGGCAAAGACAUCACCUGCCCGGGAAUUGAGGAUUAUCUCCAGCCGGGGGUUGAUCCUCAAAUCGUUUGGUAUAAGGAAUGCAAGCCAAAGCAAUGGAGAGACACCAUAGAAAGGAGGAAGGACGUUCUGUCAAUCAGGGAUGUACGGGAAGAUGACAUUGGGAAUUACACCUGCGAGCUGCCUUUUGGGAACUUUAUGGUUCGGAGGACGACUGAGCUGUCGGUCACAGCUCCUGUGACGGACAAGCCGCCAAAAAUCCUUUUCCCCUCGGAGGGCCAGUUGAGCUUCAUCGAAAUGGCUUUAGGAAGUCCCAUCAACCUGACGUGCAGGGCGUACUUCGGUUACAGCGGAGACGCCAGUCCGCUCAUCUACUGGAUGAAGGGGGAUAAAUUCAUAGAAGAUCUGGACGAGGAACGCAUUCACGAAAGCGAAAUCAAGACCGUCCGGGAACACCUCGGGGAACAGGAAGUCUCCAUUUCUCUCACCAUCGACUUCCUGGAGGAGAGCGACCUGGGCAACUACUCGUGCUACGUGGAGAACAGCCACGGGCGGCGGCAGGCCAACAUCCAGCUGGUGAAGAAAGCAGAGCUCAUGUACACGGUGGAGCUGGCCGGAGGUCUGGGAGCCAUCCUGCUGCUGCUCAUCUGCCUGGUGACGCUCUACAAGUGCUACAGGAUCGAGCUGAUGCUCUUCUACAGGAACCACUUCGGCAGCGAGGACGUGGACGGAGACAACAAGGACUACGAUGCCUAUCUGUCCUACACUAAAGUGGACCCAGACCAGUGGAGCCAGGAGACCAGAGAGGAGGAGCGCUUUGCCCUGGAAAUCCUCCCCGACGUGCUGGAGAAGCAUUAUGGGUAUAAACUCUUCAUUCCAGACAGGGACUUGAUCCCCACAGGAAGUUUCACCAAUGAUCAUUUCCAGGAUGACACCAGACUACUUAGAGCCUACAUCGAGGACGUGGCGCGCUGUGUGGACCAGAGCAAGCGUCUCAUCAUCGUCAUGACACCCAGCUAUGUGGUGCGGAGGGGGUGGAGCAUCUUUGAGCUGGAGACGCGCCUGCGCAACAUGCUGGUCACCGGCGAGAUCAAGGUCAUCCUUAUCGAGUGCGCCGAGCUGCGCGGCAUCAUGAACUACCAGGAGGUGGAGGCCCUGAAACACACCAUCAAGAUGCUGACGGUCAUCAAGUGGCGCGGGCCGUCCAGCAACAAGCUCAACUCUAAAUUCUGGAAGCAGCUGCUCUACGAGAUGCCGUUUAAGCGCAUGGAGCCCCUAAGCAUAUCCCACGAGCAGGUGCUGGACGUCAGCGAGCAGGGCCCCUUUGGUGAGCUCCAGACCGUCUCCGCCAUCUCCAUGGCGGCCGCCACCUCCACCGCCAUGGCGACGGCACACCCAGACUUGCGUUCCACCUUUCACAACUCUUGCCACACCCAGAUGAGGCAGAAACACUAUUACCGUAGCUACGACUACGACCUGCCACCCAGCGGCACGCUUCCACCACUCUCCUCGCUAGGCAACCAGCACACCUACUGCAACAUCCCCAUGACCCUCAUCAACGGACAGCGGCCGCAGUCCAAGUCUCCGCGCCAGCAGAGCAUGGAGGAAGGUCACGGGAACAACGCCAUGCUGCCGCUGCUUCCCAGAGAGACCAGUAUAUCCAGCGUGAUCUGGUGACGGGGGCGGCGCCGAGCCGGGUAGACUCUGGAUCUACGCGACAUCCGUCAGCAGGGAGGGCUCACACCGGGACCCCGAAGGCACCGGAGCCGGGCGGACCCGAGUGGCACUUAACUACUAGCCGCAGUUGAUUUUGCACCAGGAAACAACAGGGGAUCGGGGGAGGGGCGUCAGACACACUAGACAAACUGGAGCCUAAAGAGGCAAAAAAAACACAACCUUUUCUGUUGUUUUGGUCUAAUAAAAGCUUUUAUUAAAACUGAACAGCAAAGGAGACAACAGAACACAUUUAUAUGCCUGUACAAACACUAACGUAACACAAGCCAACACCUACGACCAUUUACCCCGAGAGCGGAGGAAUACAGGGUCCUGUACAUAUGUUUUUCUAAUUCUUUGUAGCAACAGUGUUUGGGACUUCUUUGUUUUAUCUUUGGUUCAGACUCGGUUCGGUUCUCAUUUCUUUUGGUUUGUACAAAAGUGAAGCGAUGGCCUGUGAGACGUGUCGGUUGUUACCUUUAUCCUGAUUCGUUGGCCGGUGUCGUUUAUAACGUUUUUGGUGGUUCUUUUCGGGCGGGGCGGGGGAGGGGUUGGAUUUGACAGUCUGGGCUCAACAUAUGCAAAACUCUGAGUCUGGACAGCAGGUGAAAUGGUGGGUUUUUUCCCCAAAACGGCAGAGAUGCGGGGGAAAUGUCGGUGCUAGGCUUCACAACUUUUAAAGAGCAGCCUUGCUAUUUACCUUAACAGAUAAUUAUAUCACUGAAAAAGUAAUUAUGUGUAUUAUUUUAUGAAAAAACAAAAGUCUAUUUUUGUAAUUGAGGAAUAUUUGCAUAGAGAAGUUAUACCUAUGAAGUUUCUGAGUGAAGAAACGGGGGGGGGGGGUGAAAAACCAUGUUUUGUUGUGUGGAACUGCAUCGCUCACAGAAACGUCACUCAAAGUUCUUCAAACUGAGGAGAAGAAAAAAAAACGUCAGUCUUCGCGACGAAAGCCAGAGUCGUAACGUCUCCGGCUUCUUUUUCGUCACGGCGGCGCCUCGCCGCCGCUCAACAGGGAUGAAGCUAUCGAUGAUGUCAGCGCAAUUGGAGGAGAAAGCCAUCGUCACCUGACCCGCCCACCCGGUUUCAUCUGUGAGGCUAAACGAGGCUGUCCAGGGCUAAACCAUUAACCCGGUAUUCCAUGUACUCGGACUUAAGUUUCACUACUUUUUUCAUGGUAAAGUUGUUGAAAUGUUAACGGCAAAGUAGAUGACGGUAACCGUUUGAGUCAUCCAACUUUAAUAUGUUAUUAGUCAAGAAUGACGAGAAUGUAUUUGAGUACGCCAACUAAUGUGUAACGACGGUAGUAAUACAAAUUUAGACCAAAGGAAGCUAAAGUGAACACUUUUGUUUUUGAAAUUUACGGUUGAUUUCACAGAGAGGUAUUCCUGCAGCGGUGCCAUAUUUUAUUCUGAAAAGCCAACAGGCUAAAAUACCCAGAAGCAUCUCAAAUGUUUCAUUUAGUGCCAUAAAAGAUGCAACAUAA
Oryzias latipes (Japanese medaka) is the source of this 4176-nucleotide messenger RNA. Its product is annotated as interleukin-1 receptor accessory protein-like 1. Lineage: Eukaryota; Metazoa; Chordata; Actinopteri; Beloniformes; Adrianichthyidae. Gene Ontology annotation, biological process: signal transduction; negative regulation of exocytosis. Gene Ontology annotation, molecular function: interleukin-1 receptor activity. The record is from RefSeq and is a predicted model, not a curated record.